GAUGUAUAUCAACACCAUCGGCCAUUCUUCUUUUUUUCUCGGACCUGAAGAACAGAUUCACCAUCUCUAUCUCCAUCACUCUUCUUCUUCACCAUCAUCUCUGUCUCAAUCAGAUUCACCACCACCAAUUACCAACAACAAGUCUACAACAGGUUACAACGGUGAACAGAUUGAUGAGAAGAUGGUGGUGCUACUGCAGAAAUUCAACAAGAGAUACAAAUGGUUGUGGUAGAAAUUGAUAUAUGCUGUUGAAGGGGUAUUCGAAGUCAAGGUUGAGAAGAUCUGUUGCUGAUAAGAAACCAAAAUUUUGAUGUGUUAGAACUUAGAAGAUUGGGUUGGAACUUUGAAGACGCAGAAGUAAGGGUUAUGUGAGUGUUUGAAGAUUUUUGGUAUUCUUAUGUGAAGGGAUUGAAGACACGGGUGUAAAAAUUCGAAAUUAGGGUUUCGUGAUUGGGGAUUUUGUGUGCUUAAUUUCUCUGUUAAGUUCUUCUAGGAGAUUAGUGGAAGGGGUUAGAAAUUUUUCUGUGAGAUUGCAAAGAAAUCUUGGUCUGCGUUGAUAGAGUUACAGAGAAAUUUUGGUCUUCGUUGAUAGAGUUACAGAGACAGAAGAAGAUAUUAUGUAUGUGAAUCAAAAUCAUAGGUAAAAACCCGGUCCCAAACUGGAACCGAACCUGUCUUACAGGUACAGGUACUCAUAAUAAAGAACAUGUGAACAUAAGGUACCUGGUUCCUAGGAAACCCGGACUGUACCGGCCCAUGUGCAGCUCCCUAACAAUCGUGCAUACAUCGAAUGACUACACACAUGGAGAAGUAGUUCCUUGUUGUUUGACAAGCUGUUAAAGAAGAGUAUCAGCAACAAUCGUUUGAUUUCUUUCUUCUCUCUCUUUGACUGUUAGAAUUAUCAUCAAGUCUUAGGGCCACCGCAUUGGUUUCUUCUUCUUCUUUCUCAUUAUUCUCUCUUCAAUCCAAAACUCAAAGUCAGAAAAAUUCAUACCUAGAUAUAUAAAAUUGACAUCGGAAUGAAUUGGAAAACCUGUUAGAUCACAAUUUUGAUGGGAGAAUUCUUUCAGAAUAAGAAGAAAAAACAAUGAAAGGCGUCUUCUCGGCGCCUGGGGAUUAUAUUCAUUUCAAAUCUCAAGUUCCACUUCACAAGAUCUCUAUUGGGUCAAGACAAUGGAGGUAUUAUGAGUUUGGUCCAAAAGUGGUGCCUCCACUUAUCUGUCUUCCUGGGACACCGGGAACUGCUGAUGUCUACUAUAAACAAAUUAUGUCAUUGUCAAAUAAGGGUUAUCGAGUAAUAUCUGUUGAUAUACCACGUGUGUGGAAUCAUCAUGAAUGGAUUCAAGCAUUCGAAAAGUUUCUAGAUGCUAUCGAUGUUCACCAUGUGCAUCUGUAUGGGACAUCCCUUGGUGGCUUUCUAGCACAACUCUUUGCUCAGCAUCGUCCAAGACGUGUUCGAUCGUUAAUACUCUCAAAUACUUUUCUUGAUACACAAAGUUUCUCAGCUUCUAUGCCAUGGGCACCCGUUGUCUCUUGGACACCCUCCUUUUUGCUGAAGCGAUACGUUCUAAUAGGAAUUCGUGAUGGUCCACAUGAACCAUUCAUUGCAGACUCGGUGGAUUUUGUUGUAUCCCAGGUUGAGACUCUCUCCCGUGAGGAUCUUGCUUCAAGGUUAACUUUGACAUCUGGCGCUGCUUCUAUCGGACCUCUCUUACUUUCAGAUUCAUUUAUCACAAUAAUGGAUACAAAUGAUUAUUGUGCCAUUCCUCGAGAAUUGAAAGAUCAAGUAAGUGAGAAGUAUCCUGGAGCAAGGCGAGCAUCCCUAAAAUCAGGUGGCGAUUUUCCAUUUCUUUCGCGUCCGGAUGAAGUUAACCUACAUCUUCAGCUGCAUUUGAGACGGGUUGGAGUUGAAGCAAAGCCGGAUAUAGGCUUGCAAAACCGCAGGGACAGUAGUGGUGGAGGUUCAAGUGAUAAGAAUAAGGAAAAAGAAGAUUCCGACGAGCCUCCGAAGGAUAACUCUAAAGGAUCACCAUCUAGGGAUGCCAAGAAUAAGGAAAAAGAAGGUGCCUAUAAUGACCCCUCGAAUGAUAAUAGUGGUGAAAGCAGUUCAAAUCCCACCUCUAAAGAUCCUAUACAUAUUGCAGCUUCAGACUACAACGGCGGCAAUGAUGGCUCCAAAAAAGUUAAUGAAGUGAUACCUAGAGAUACUGCAUCUGUCUUACGUGGGCAAUUGAAACCUAUGCUUUUGGAUAUUAGAGUGGUCAUGGAAAUUCAAUUGAUAUCAGCUACUCAGGCUGUUGAACUUACUCAGUCAUAUUCAGUUCUUUACUUACUGCUAUCUUUGUAUUUAGGAAAUUUGUACAAUACUCGGUGUCAUAGCUUGAAUUGUAGACAGAAUGUGUAGUAUGUUCCUGCUUUAAUGUGGUUUGUAAACAAGUUGACAGUGUGUCUUUUGCUUUUUUACUCUCCCAUAGGAUUGCUGCAAAUUGUGAGCUGAUUGUGGUGAGAACAUAACAGAAAUGUACUUUUAAAUGUUUCAACUGUAGAUAACAGAGUUUCCUCUCUAUCUACCUCCUUUGUGAAUGAAUAAAUCUUUGCAGAA
Molecule: messenger RNA, 2602 nt
Organism: Papaver somniferum (opium poppy)
Lineage: Eukaryota; Viridiplantae; Streptophyta; Magnoliopsida; Ranunculales; Papaveraceae
Product: maspardin-like
Exons: 9
Coding region: 1088-2404 (438 amino acids)
Source: RefSeq, a predicted model, not a curated record